This is a messenger RNA of Fusarium verticillioides 7600, 3759 nucleotides long. RefSeq lists its product as hypothetical. The coding region runs from base 1720 to 3384 and encodes 554 amino acids. Lineage: Eukaryota; Fungi; Ascomycota; Sordariomycetes; Hypocreales; Nectriaceae. The transcript has a single exon. The record is from RefSeq and is a predicted model, not a curated record.
AGGCAGGCGAAUCGUAUCGCGUCAGCUCACGCCUGAAUACGGGUCAUCACAAUGGCCUCGUGCUCAUCACUCUUCUGGGUGCCAUGGAACAUCUUUCACGGCUGUUUUGGGAUGUAGCGACCAAUUCUUUGGCCAAGUAAUAACAAGCCUGGCCCAAGGGAGCAUCUGGAUUCGAUGAGAGGGCAGAUUGACAGGCGUUCCUGAAGCUCCCACGUUUCAAGAGACCCUAGCAUUUCACAGCUCACAGACAAACGCGGUUGUCAGUCGCAAACUGGAAGAGUAACAAAACGUGCAGCAUACCGAUUUGAUGGAGGAGAGAUGAUGAAGAGACCAAGUUCCGGGGUGCAUCUACCAAUCAGCCCGGCAGGACCAGGGUGUUGCCCAAACCGGCGGUGCAACCCCAAAUAAGAUGUAUGGAUGCAACGUCAGAUGCUAAUUCCAGGAAGGCAAACAGAGUCGACAAGGCUAGGAUUUGCACUAGGAGCCAGCAAGCGAGGCAAGCAUCUGUUGUGCGUUUACCGUAGAGAGCAUGGCUAAGAGCUAUGACCUUUGUUGUUUGAAAAUGCGCUCUGUACAACGUCUGACGAAGAACGUCUCUUGUUGAAGGUUACAUGCCAGGCCAGACCGAAUGACAGCUUGGGUAUGGAUGGAACUCAUGCUUUGACGGCGCCUUCGCCAAGACCCAAGUUCACACCAGUUCGACGAGAGAAUGUGAGAAAUGCGCAGCGUGACGACACACAGCCUCGAACACAGGCAAAGGCCUCAAACCCCGUCAUCUCACGCGGCUAUCCAAUACGGUAGCAGCACAAGACCUCGUCUGGGGUCUUUUGUGGCAAGGACAAGCAGACCAAAAAGUCAAUGGAAGGAUCCAUGACCAGCCAAAGGGCGAGUUGGAAGUGGAAUAGAGUGGAACCAAAUGCACGACAUCGACUUGACUCGACUCUCUAGACUUAAGCCAAGGGCAACAGCGACACCAUCUCGGGCACUACGUGUGGCCCAGUCAAUGUGUCUCUGUGGUGUUUUGAUAGAGUUGGUGUGGAGCGCUAACAUGAUCGGGAGUCCGUCAGGACCAUCUUCUAAGCGCCGACUGGUCCGGCGAGACAACCGACCCCGGUCCAUCACCUGCACCGUGGGUUCGUCUUGGACAAUCGUCAACCACUCGAUACGUCGUCUUGCAUCUCCCUUGGCUGCCGCCCAUUUUUUCUCUUAUUUAAUUUUUUAAAUUUCGAUCGUAACGGAGCCUGAAGCUAACCCAGAUCCCACUACAGACUCGUAGCAGGGACAUGGUGCCAAUACUGUCGUUUGUUGCCUCUAUGGGUGUGGGUAUACUACCAUGGGAACGUCGCGGCCCGGCCGUCAUCCACGAGAUGGGCUGGGCUGCAUUACAAGUUGCUUGCCGCUGUUUUGCUUCUCUUGUUCUUUUAUCUGCCGGGUCCCUGGUCCUCUUCCUGCAGCUUUCCCGUCUUGCUUCACUUUUUGUCCUAUCCCAUUCCUCUUCUGCAUGUGCUAGUACUGGUGCUGGCUUACAUAUACGAAGUAGUGUACUGUACAUACAUACACACUCAUAUCCCACCUUAUAUCCAUACGUUGGUCUGCCUUUCAGCCUCUCAGCCCUUUUUCUUUUCACUUCGUUGAGUAACGAAUCGUCAUUCUCUCCGCCAUUCUCUUCUCACCCAACAUUCUAAACGCCUUCUCGGUAUGACGUGAGAGCUUCGCAGCAUGACACACGCCGGUUCUCACGGUGCCCAUGGCUCUGAAGCAGCCUCUUGGCCAUCGUGGUUAUCUCUCUGCUGCGCACCGCUGGUCUCCUCAGAGGACAGGAGGCCGCGUCGUAGUAAGUCUAUGUCUACUUCUACCUCUGCCCACACUGCCAAUGCUUGGGCCUCGGAUUCGGCUUCAACUUUGAACAUUUCGUGGCCCGUAGGCAGGUUGAGCGACGACCAGUUGCUGAUAGGCCAAGUCGAUGAGAAGCGUUCUUAUCCAGUAAUAUACGACCAACCAAUUCACCAUCCCCAGCCUGUUGCAAUGCCGGAGCAUCGUAAAAUGUCGGAUAGGUCUACGAGAGACAAUAUCUCGUCAAAGAGAAGGAGAUUCUGGUCACUCUCUUCAAGUUCGCGCCGGCCGCUCAUUUCAGCCCCUUCAGACUUUCGCCAUGUAUCAACUGCCGCCGAUCCAUUUCUUGAUUAUCCUGAACCUACGCCGUCGAGAGCCUCGAAUCUUCGGCCUGCGAAACAGUUACCUCAACGCCCUUACCGCCCGCUCGAGUUGAGCAUCUAUCAGUCCGACAAUGGUGUAUCUCCUAUCAUGCCUCACUUUGAACCAAGACCUACGAACCCAGCUCCCUCAUCAGACUAUUCUGAGUGUGUGUCAGAUUUGUCAGAUAGCCCACUUGAAGAAACGAAACCUUCAUUGGAGCACGAGAAGAGCUUCUCAGAUUCUCCCAUGUCAUUUCACUUUCCACGCCGUCAAGCCCUAGGGAGUGCUCCUAGUUCCUCUCAUGGAGAAGAUGAGAUCCCGCCCUUGAUCCCCCCCAAGUCACGGGGGCGUCCUCGUGCGUAUAGCUCACCAGAUGUGGAAAAGGUCAAGGAACGAGUCGCGAGUGCUAUGCUAGAGGUUGAAAAGCUCCAGAAGCAAAUUGACGAUGUCAUUGAGAGACAGAGUCUUUAUGUUCCCAGUCGACCACCAACUCCCUACUCGGUCGCCCGGGCCGUGCCCGGUAUGAGCUCGAUCUAUGGGCCUGGGGACGAACCGCUCCCGCUGACUUCUUCAGACCUGGAACCCAUGCCGUCAAUUCCGGCUCUGCCCCCAGCUGCUCCUUCUUUUGCCCAGAGACUUAACUCCGAUAUCAUUGAAAGGCCACACACAGCACCCAUCAGGUCUCCUCGUACGCCUGUGAGAACUCUCAUCACACCACCUCGCAGAUCCCGAACUUCUGAAGAAAAAAGAUCACCUUCUACCCCUCCUUCUCGCCCAAGGCGAGGUGAUAUGCCCCCACCGCCACCUCUACCUUUAGUACUUCGACCUCCUCUGAGGAAGAAGAAGUCUUUUUCCCGGGUGUCGAGCUGGCUCUUCCCCGGGUCGCAGCACAACCGUAACAUGAGUUUCGACUCCGUCACCAACGCUCCUCGUCCUAUCAGGGGCUGCCAAGGAUUUUACCAAGUUUCGCUGGGCGGAGCAUCAGAACAUCGGCGGAGCACAGAGUCAAUCGAUACCGCCAGUACUUGGGAAUCGGAUGACGAGAAUCGUACUGUCCCGACAACAUGCUCUGUGGGUAGCACAGCUGCUGUGUCACAGGAUGAGCCCCUCAUCCCACGGUUCGCCACUUCAACGUUCGGUAGAAAUGAUAUCCGACCUCAAAGGAGGAGUGUCGGAGUUGCAAUGUAAAGGAAUGAUUGGAUAUUCUGGCUUAUACCCCGCGUUUUCUCUUCAACGUUUUUAUGACUUAUACACUUGUAUGAUACCAUCCGUACUACAGCUGCCCUGUAGCUAGACUACGUGGCAAGCAAGGUCUUUUGGGUAUUUGGAAUGCUACAGUAAUAGGAUAAAAUAUUUGGGAAUAAGGGUUGGAUUAAAGAACUGGUUUCUGGGCGGCAGAUUUCUUCUAAAAUUUAUGUCCAUUUAAACGAUAGAGGCUGGAGGUAUGGGAGCAGAGAUGUUAUCUUGAGAUCUGCAGGAUACAGCUAGUUGCAAUUUAGUCCGCCUAGAGCGGCAUAUUCCAUUCGAUACAUACUUUCCACUUCAUUUGUCGUCUUCACCACU